Messenger RNA from Pseudophryne corroboree (corroboree frog), 9682 nucleotides. It is a transcript of the gene KCNIP1, whose product is annotated as potassium voltage-gated channel interacting protein 1. NCBI's taxonomy places the organism in Eukaryota, Metazoa, Chordata, Amphibia, Anura, Myobatrachidae. Gene Ontology annotation, biological process: regulation of potassium ion transmembrane transport. Bases 313 to 1008 code for a protein of 231 amino acids. Gene Ontology annotation, cellular component: voltage-gated potassium channel complex. The transcript is spliced from 9 exons. Gene Ontology annotation, molecular function: transmembrane transporter binding; potassium channel regulator activity; calcium ion binding. The record is from RefSeq and is a predicted model, not a curated record.
UACCUAGCAUUUACAUUUGAUGGGGAGCUGUUUUGAAUAAUAACUGUGAAGACUGUGAGUCAGUGUGUGUGUGUGUGUGUGUGUGUGUGUGUGUGUGUGUGUGUUGAUUGAAAGAGAGAGAGAGCGAGAGAGAGAGAGAGAGAGAGAGGGAGCGAUAGGAGAGGGGGAGAGAGCAAGCCUCUGAACAGAACGCUGGCUGGUGGCUGAGCUGCAGUGUUCUCUGUUAUAUAUUUUUUUCCCCCGGAGUAGUCUAUCUGAGCGGAUUUAUAUUCAAGGGGGAUAAGAAAAAGUCACACAAGUAUCAUUUCCAAAAUGGGUGCAGUGAUGGGGACAUUCUCCUCCUUCCAGACCAAACAAAGAAGAGCCUCUAAAGGUCAACUGUAUGUUAUGGACUACGCCCCUCGCCAAAAUAAGUCAGAUAAAAUAGAAGAUGAGCUGGAAAUGACGAUGGUUUGUUACCGACCAGAGGGACUGGAGCAACUAGAGGCACAAACAAAAUUUUCUAAAAGGGAACUUCAAGUUCUUUACAGGGGAUUCAAAAAUGAAUGUCCUACUGGAGUAGUUAAUGAAGAUACCUUUAAGCAGAUAUAUUCACAAUUCUUUCCUCAUGGAGAUGCAAGCAUGUAUGCACAUUAUCUAUUUAAUGCAUUUGACGCUGCACAAUCUGGGUCCGUUAAAUUUGAGGAUUUUGUAGCUGCUUUGUCAGUUUUGUUGAGAGGAACAAUUCAUGAAAAAUUAAGGUGGACUUUCAACCUCUAUGAUAUAAACAAAGAUGGAUACAUAAACAAAGAGGAAAUGAUGGAUAUCGUUAAAGCCAUAUAUGACAUGAUGGGAAAGUACACGUAUCCAGUUCUCAAAGACGAUGCUCCUAAGCAGCACGUGGAAAUAUUUUUUCAGAAAAUGGACAAAAAUAAAGAUGGUGUUGUAACUUUAGAUGAAUUCAUUGAAUCAUGCCAAGAGGAUGACAAUAUUAUGAGGUCGUUACAGCUUUUUGAGAAUGUUAUGUAACAUCUCAGAAGAAGGCUGCUGAUGAUGAUGGUGAAUGAUGCUGUGAAACACUGGUCACCUUAUAAAACUAUACAUAAAUCACAAAGAGUUUAUUCUUUUGAAAUGUGAGAAAUUUUGCAACUAUUAAGAGAAGAAUUUUGUACAAGUCUAUGACAUCAAGCAACAAACGCCAACAGAAUAUGGAAAAAAAUCAAUCAACUUUGUUUCCCUGGUAUUACACAUUCAUUGGAUUAAAUAUCCUUUUGGAUGCAUGCUGCAUUUAAAUAAAGCUACAAAAUACAAACAAAAAAAACAACAUUUUUUACUUUCAUCUGAAUCGUUCGCAAAAAAUGAUUGCUUGUUACAGAUACUUCUGCUUUUUAACCUCAUACAGUUUGUAUGAUUACAAAGCAUAAGAAUAUAUACUGUUAGCUUGCUUCUCUAUUUACUGUGAUUGGAAGCUGAAUGCUUACCAUACAAUGUUAUAUUUAUUUUAGGAACACAUCAUACCAAAUUAUAGUUUAACAAUUUAACAUAUAUAACAAAAUUAUUUCCAUACCAUCUAAGAAUAUUGUAAAAAAAAGUAUUAUGCUUUAUUUUUUCAUUAUUUGUGUAUGAUGGAUUGAUAUUUUUAUUUUUGAAUACAGCGCAAAAGGAAAACUAAAUUCCAAAUACAUUAUUAUUAACAUUACAAAUAAAAUGUGAACAUACCACCCACUUCAGCUUGUUUAUUUAUCAGCUUGGUGAGCACAUUUAUUUUACUGUACAAAUGAAAAUAUGAGUUUUAAUAAAUUAUUUACUUUUCUGUAUUGAUAGGACAUAUUGUGUUAAGUGGCAGCAUUUGAGUAAUGUUAUUAUUAUUAGUAUAUGGUAGUCUAUGUAGAACAUUCUGUUUAUAUGUGCUUCAUAAUCAUAUUUACAGUGCGUAAACAUUUAAUUUAAAUCUAGUAGACACGUAGCAUAAUGUAGUUUAUAUCACUGAUUAUAAAGAGGUAAAGGUUUGCAUUACUUCAGUAUCUGAUUAUUAUGUAGGUAUGUGUGAAUGUGUCACACUUGACAUACUUCAUAAAUAAACUGUACACUGCUUAAUGCUGUUAUACAGUUUCCAAAGCAGGUUGAAUAUUUUUUUUAAUGCAAGGGAUCAACAAUAGAUACAAUGAAUAGGUACGAAAGUGUGCAACAUAGUCUUUCUUUAUGUGUACAGUACAUUGAAAGAGUAUGAGAUGAGUUCAAGGGGGAGAUAUAGCAGAACUUCUGAAGAGAACACAGCAACCAAUCAGAUUCUACCUAUCAUUUUAUAGAAUGUACCAGAUAAACGAUAUGUAUGAAUAGGUAGAAUAUGAUUGCUUGCCUUGCAAUGAGCAACUACUCCUCCUUUCCUCUUUAGAAGAAUUUUGUGUAUUGCACAACUCCUCCCCCAAGUAACUUUGUUGUAAAGUACCUCUCUGAACUGAAAUUGAUCCUGAUACUAGUGAAAGCUCUAAGGCACUAUGGGGCAGAUUAAGUAGAUACCCAGAACCCUUGUAUUAACUCAUAGUAGCUCUACCAAUGGAGGCGCAAGCAUAAAUCAGUUACCAUAACCUCUCAAGAAAGCAGUGCGAGCUGAAGGCAGGUCACGCUUAGAAGGAGAUGUACUAAACAGUGAAAAGAGUUGAGAAUUAAGCCAGUGGAGAAGUUGGCCAUAGCAACCAAUCAGCUGAUCUGUAUAAUUUUAAAAUAUGCAAAUUAUAAAUUUACUUCAGUGCUGAUUGGUUGCCAUAGGCAACUUCUCUACUGGCUCACUUCUCCACUCUUUUCAUUGCUUAGUACAUCUCCUCCUUAAUUGGACCUGCCCCUAGAUGUACUAUAGUGAUAUAGGACACCAUGGUAUUUAAGGUAAACAACUGGAAUUUACUAUAUAUGGGACACUAAGGAAGAACUUGAAUAUGUUUUACAGUAAUUAAGAGUUAACAAGAGCUGAAUCCUACAAAAGUAUUAUGAAAUGUACAUUUGUUUCUAGCGUUCAUCAAUAAAGUUUCCCUAACUGUAUGCAGUGUGUGAUGCAGCAGACUUUUUAUUGUGUGCUUUAACUGAGCCUGCUGUAAUUCAAAAUAACAUAGCCAUUCAUUUAUUUCAACUAUAUUAUAUUUAUUUAUUGUACAAGAAAUUCUUUAAUAAAUAGUUUUAUUUCCUAGGUUUGAUCCACUUUAUAAAGGAACUGCCUAGGAGUCCUGAAUAUCACAUUUUGAGUGCUCUUCAAAAAAACAAAAACAAACUAUUUACAGAUGUUUAGGGAACUCAGUUUUGUAAGUUGCCACUGGUAAGCUAUACUACGGUAUCAAGCACUGUAUUCUAUACUUAUAGCUGGGCAGGCAGUAAAUAUUUUUGUUUUCCUGCCUACACAGCCCUACCCAGGGGCAGAUUGGGAUGGAAAAUCAGUCCAGGAAAUUUAUGGGAGCAGUCCUUAUGGGGGUACGGGCUGCUGAGGGAGGUGGGAUUCCUCGUCAUAGGGCCUGAUUGUACACAACUGCGGCCUUCCUUGCAUCUUUUGCCGCAGACUGGGGACAGAUCAGGAACUAAAAAUGGCUCUGUAAAUUUUUGUCGUAGUGGCCCGACAUGGGCAGCACAAGAGGUUUAACAUACCGUGUAGCUAUAGCAGCAUCACUGGAUGGCAAAGUUGUGGUACUACAGAGAUGGAAUAACAGAAUGAAUGGGGACAAUACAGUGGGGUUCAGUAUGAUAUCCCGACUAUUGGGAUCCCGGCGGUUGAAAUCCCGGUGCCGAAUUCUCGACAGUCAGAAACCCGCCCUCUAGCGCAUCAUGUCCCCUCGCAGGCUUGUUGCGCUCGCCAUGUUUCGGGCCCGGUGGACACUAAUCUAUUCCCCAUCGGGUGGUGGCGAGGACCACCACCCAAGUGGGGUUUCUGGGAAUCCCGACCUCCGGCAUUUCAAUGAGUGUCAGUAUUUCGACCGCCGGGAUCCUGACUGUCUGGAAUUUAACUGCGUCCCAAGCAAUAUUCUGAGUGCGGUGGGCUGCCUGUCAUGUGGGUGGUGGGGUCACAUGACAUCACACAAAACAUGCCCCACAGACAAGUCGGCUACCAGGAAUCUUUCCGGUGAGCCCCAUGGCCAAUCCGCCCCUGACCCUACCUGCCUCCACCCGAAGAAGUACUGUAGCCACAAAAACUUUUCCUCUAGGAAACAGGCUGACACUGUAAACAUUAGAUGCUUCAUUUAUCUAAAUGUCAGGUUAGGGUUGAAAAUCAAGGAUAAUACAUUUCAAUAAAAAAAUUACUGUUUCUAGACAUUGAAAUAAAAUAGAACACUUAUUUUGUGUGCUCAGUGGGGGUAAUUCAGAUGUGGUUGGAACUGAUUUACAUGAAGCAAAGUGCUGAUUAUGAGUACAUUACGCAUGUGCAGGACUCUUUCUGCGUAUGCACAAAAGGAUCCUGCAACGGCGGAUGCUGAUCGGUAUCAUACUGUCAGUGAUUGACAGUCUGAUGCUGUUUGGGGGCAGGGAGGGGGCGGCGACGGACUCUGUUUAUCUAAAUGGAUGCAAGUUGCCACUGCUGCCGAUGAGGGAAGAGACAGAGUUUUACUGGCCCCUGUGUAAAAUUAGCAGCAGCUAGCUUGCGCGACUCCGAUGCUGCUUGGGAAGCUCCGAUACUGCGUCCUUAGAUGCAGUUGGAUCAGUAAUGCAAAAGGAGGCGUGACACCUUCUACUGCAUUACCAUAUUAGUGCUAUCACUGCUGCAUCUAUGUAAGCAUAGCUACUCCAACCACAUCUGAAUUAGCCCCAGUGUGUUGAGACUAAGUAGGCUCUUGUUUCCGUACAGUAGAUAAGGCUCCCACAGUUUUGAAAUAAAGAAAAAUCAGGUUGCUCAGGUCAUAGAAUCCACACGUGUCUUUCUUGAGUAAAAUACUGUCUUACACUUUCAACUCUAAGCUUGGCAGGGCCAGAAUAUCAAUGGGGCAGUCGGGACUAUAACUCUAGACCUCCACAUAAAAAUCAUCAUGACAGCAUGAUGAUAACCAGCCACCAAGCUGACCACAUGGUUGGCCGUAAGUUAGAAGUAUAAAAACUGUAUUUCUAUUUUACUCUCAAAAUAAUGUAAUUUUUCUACUUUAACAUUCCUAGGGAAACAUUGGGACUGAUAGUGGAGAGGGAGUCCACUCCACAUGAUACUGGCCACACCCACAUAGCACUGGUCACACCCCUUCCACCUCUAACAGUAGGCCAGUAUUUCCCAGCCAUGGCCCUCAAGACAAACUAAUAGUUUUAAGGAGAGCCAUACUUGAGCAUAGGUGACUUAUUUUGAUUUAGUAAUCUGUGCUCAAGCAUGGAUAUCACUAAAACCUGGACCGAUAGUAACAGCGUGGUUGCUAUAUUACAUGAAGUUGACAUCUAUUCACAGUACUUUAUUGCUAAUUGCAGUAGUUAGGUAUAUUUCCAAUUGAUUUAAAGGGAAGUCAGUGGCUGUUUGUAUUUAAUUGAAUUUAUUUUCAACGUAAUAUUUGUGUCUGUAUUUUAUUGCAUUCAGCAUGAGAAAUACACAUUUCACAUGUAUUAGUAACAGCAUUUCUACUCUGUCUUAUGUAUAUGACACUUCAUUACUGUGUUAUAUUGUGUAGAAAUUGGGUCAUUAUAACUGUCCGAGAACUACUACUCACUGAAAUAAGCGCCAGCAUCUCCCUCAGCCUUGCUCACUGGAUGCUGUAUAGACAUAGACUGCAUCCAAAUAGCCAAAUUAGAAAAGGAACCAGUGCACUGGGAAAGCUGAGUUUGGAUCGCUGGGUCGACAAUAAUUAGGUCGACAGUCAUUAGAUCGACCACUAUUGGUCGACAGUGACUAGGUUGACACAUGAAAUAGGUUGACACGGUCAUUAGGUUGACUCGGAUAAUGCUUGGAUGUCGUUUUCUUCGCUCGCCAUGCUUCAGGCAGGUUACUAUUCCCAAUCGUAGUCCACGUGGAUCAAAAGUAUGAAAAAGUAAAAAAAAUUGUGAAAAACUCAUCUCAACCUUUUCAUGUGUCGACAUUUCCCAGGUCGACUUAGUGACCACAUCCACCUAAUGACCAUGUCGACCUAAUGCAUGUCGACUAAUAGUGGUUGACCUAAUGAGUGUCAACCUAAGUGCUGUCGACCUAAAGAGCGGAUACCGGGAAAGCUAUAGUAUGCAUUUCCCACACAUGUUAAAUAUACUGUAUAUAUAAUAAACAUAAUAGGGGGAGAUGUACUAAGCCUUGAAAAGUGAUACUUUUGAAAUAAAGUACCAGCCAAUCAGCUCCUGCCAUGUUAGAGGAUAGGUUUGAAAAAUGACGGUUAGGAGCUGAUUGGCUGGUGCUUUAUCACUGUACAAUUUAUAACUCUCCAAGGCUUAGUACAUCUGGCCCAUAAAAUGAAUUAUGUGAAAAAGAGAGCGCUGAGUUCUGAGAGACGCAGCUUACGCUGACAUGAGUAGGAGUGCCCGAUCGCAGUUGUUUGUGUUAGUGAGGGAUGCGAGACUUUGUGGAAAAAAAAGUAAUCUGCUCUGCAUUUUAAUACUGUGGGGAAAAAAAUCACCUAAAAUGCUAAAAAAAAGUAAUAAUUUUUAAAAGUAAAAUUAGCAAAGAAAUAAAACAAGGAGCCAGAGUCAGACUUCCAGACACAAGAAGCAUCCAGCUUCACCAUGGAAGCAAAUCGCUCGACAGUGUAUGCUCUUAGAUGUGAGCUGUAAAAUGGCCUUUGAAUUAUUGAUUGGGGUCUGGAAACAUUCCCAAACUAAACAGAAUGUAAGAUUUGUAUGUUGCCUGUGUGUGUUAUAAUGCGCUUAGAGGACCCUUUCUGUGCUGAUAGUUCUCAGUAGAAAAUAAAACAUCCUAUUGCAAAGAGUGGACACUGAUAAUGUGUCUGUAUGUGCCAUCAUGUUCACAUAUUAAUGUGCCUUUCCGCGUACCAGUCCUUGGAACUGUGAACUGUGUCCAGCUUUGUGCGAUUGCAGAAAAUGCACGUGCUGGAAAGGCACACAGAAAAAGUGCAAUCUAUUAACACUUAAGGUACAUUGGCCCUCAUUCCGAGUUGUUCGCUCGCAAGCUGCUUUUAGCAUCUUUACACACGCUAAGCCGCCGCCUACUGGGAGUGAAUCUUAGCUUCUUAAAAUUGCGAACGAAAGAUUCUCAAAAUUGCGACCACACACCUCUUAGCAGUUUCUGAGUAGCUCCAGACUUACUCGGCAUCUGCGAUCAGUUCAGUGCUUGUCGUUCCUGGUUUGACGUCACAAACACACCCAGCGUUCGCCCAGACACUCCUCCGUUUCUCCAGCCACUCCCGCGUUUUUCCCAGAAACGGUAGCGUUUUUUCGCACACACCCAUAAAACGGCCAGUUUCCGCCCAGAAACACCCACUUCCUGUCAAUCACAUUACGAUCACCAGAACGAAGAAAAAACCUCGUAAUGCCGUGAGUAAAAUUCCUAACUGCAUAGCAAAUUUACUUGGCGCAGUCGCAGUUGCGACUAAUCGCUCCGUUGCGGAAAAAAACAACGAGCGAACAACUCGGAAUGACCCCCAUUGUUUUAAUAAUAACUUUAAAUAGUUUGGUUAGCUUAAUUUGUGUCUUCUCAUGAAUGCAUGAGAGUAAAAUAAUGUCAGGAGUGCUCUUAGUACUUCUGUCACUUGUCCUUCCAACAGUACCUGCUGUAAUGCCUAAUCUAUACCCCACAUGUAAUGAAUGCUCCAGACCCUUCAUCAGUAGGCUGGUGAUGGUGACAUCACAAAAGGGAAUUUGCAGUUUACACUUUUGUGUUUAGUAACUUACCAUUAUUGUCCUUUUUUUGUAUCAUGUAGUUGGGGACUUCCACGGAUUUAUUAUGUGGGAAAUGCACCAAGAGACAAUUAAGAACCCAAAUGACCAUUUAAGAUAGUCAUAUAAAAUUGAUAUAGCCAUUUAAAGUCACAUAAAAUAAAAGUUAUAUCAAAUGACUAUAAAACCAUAUAGUCUGUGUAUAUGACAUAAUCACUGAGCACCAAUUAGCUACUUUUUGGCUUUCAAAGUUUUAUAGACACUGUGAGGAGGGUUGGGGGAAGGGUAUUCCGCACAGUGACUUCACUCUGUUGUCCCUCCCCACUCCCAAUCAUCACAUGAGUUACAUAAUGUGGACAGUUGCCAUGCUAGGCGACUGACCUUAGAUAAGAGAUCCUACACGUAAGUCUGUACUAUUAAACGGAAACAAAUAACAUUUUUGAAACAUUUUCUUUAUUUUGUUAUUACUACCAUUCAUUUUUACUAAAUCUAUUAUAGGGGUUAAAAACAGUAUUCGGUUGAUAGAUCUACAGUGUCUAGGUAGACGGUCAAUAUGUCCACAGAUAUGGUUGACAUGCAUUAGGCCAACAGGUGCAAAAGGUUGACAGCUGAAAGGUCAACAGUGCAAAAGCAGACAAAAAAAAGAUAGCUGAAAAGUCAACAGGUUCAAAAGGUCAACAUGACAAUAGUCGACACAUAUUUUUUUUUGGGGGGGGGUCACAUGUCUCAUCCAACAUUUGCUUGAUUUACUUUCCACAUGGACAUCUGUUGGGAAUAGUUACCUGCAAAUUGCAAAGUGAGCCACCGUGCCCACAGUUUGAAGCAAGCAUGCUUCGGUCUACGUUUGUACUUAUGGUGGUCGCAGAAUAUAAAAUAUACUAGAUGUGGCCCCAAAAUGACAAAAACACAUGUCAGCCAUCUAUGUAUCGACCAUUGUCAUGUCAAACUUUUGUACCUGUCAACCUUUUGGACCUAAUGCAUGUCGACCAUAUGUUGGAAACCUAUUGACUAUGUACCGAGACAGUGUACAGUAGAUCUAUUAUACCACAUGCUUUAAAAACAGGUAUCUAAAACUCUGUACAUCUAAACUUAAAGUGCAUGUAAUGACACUUCAUGAAAUGAUAUCAAUGUAUUACUGAGUUGAAUAAUAUAAAUAUAAAAAAAACCGAAAGUUUAGAGUUUACAAAUAUGCUGACCAUGUUCUCAAUGACUGGUUUGGAGCAGUGUAGAAGGAUGGCUCUUCUCUAACUAGAUAGGCAUAAAAUGACACACUUGUUUUGCAAAAAUACAUUGUUUGGAUUGGUUGAUUACAACAUAGGGGCAGUGAUGUCACAGCAAAGUUAAUGAGCUCUAGAAAUAGCCAUUUUACCUGUAUCAGAUCUUAUUAAGACAGUGUGGCAAAGGUAUGAGAGAUCUUCCACUCUCUAAUGGAAUUGGUAGGGGAAGGGCAAUAUAAAACAUCUAAAAUUGAUUUAUGUUUCCUGACUUGUUCUUUUGUUACAUUUUGAUUAAAAUAUUAAAUGGUGUGGCACAAUCUAAUGUAUAGUUUUCUGGCUCUCUACUGACUCUAUUGAUAGCAUGUGACCCAAAUGUUAUGUACUCAUAGUAUGUAUAUCAUUUUACUUUUUUUUUUUAUAAGCUCAUUUAAUUAUGUCAGUUGUUAAACAUUAUCUGGGUAAUUUGUAAGAAUUGUGCAAUUCAAAAACUUAAACUUUGUUACUUUAAUUUUGUGUUUGAUGUUAAUAAUGUGAAGAACAAAAAAUGUUUAUGUAUUUGCCGAUCAUUAUGGAUAAACCAAUCAAUGUAGAAAACUGCAAUGUCAUUUCUCGGAGCAUUUAGCACAGAUACAUUAAGUGCUUGUACAAAAUGGCAAAGGUUUUAUGUUUAGUUGCAUCAUUUUGAAAAAUGUAAUUUUUUUUAAUAAACUGAUUUUGUUUUA